Molecule: messenger RNA, 1484 nt
Organism: Sphaeramia orbicularis (orbiculate cardinalfish)
Lineage: Eukaryota; Metazoa; Chordata; Actinopteri; Kurtiformes; Apogonidae
Gene: smim18
Product: small integral membrane protein 18
Exons: 2
Coding region: 264-584 (106 amino acids)
Source: RefSeq, a predicted model, not a curated record
AGAGGGUCUGCGCUGUUCAGCUGAGCCAUUAAGAGCUGCAAGGAGUGGCAGAGAGCGAACGAGCGAGUGCACGAGUGACGGCUAACCGUGCAUGAGAGCGCUAAGGAGGAAAACAGGCUGAGGAGGGAAUGCAGAGGAGGACAGAGCGAUAGGUGGAGCACCCCCCCCAAAAAAAAAAAAAAAAAAAAAAAAAAAAAAAACAGAGAAGAGAGCAUCUGUUGACUUGCAUCUUCUGAAGACCGAGCCAGACACACACAGUAAUCAUGGCCAACGCGACUACCAUACACCCCAGUAAUCUCCCAUUGGACCCAGAGGCAGUCCCUCUCUCCCAUUUCUCCUUACAGGUCCAGGAGGUCUACCCUUUCCACGAUGGAUGGAAUGUGGCCUGCUUCAUCAUCCUCCUCCUCUUCAUCCUCACUGUCCUGUCUUUGGCCGCCUUGGCCGUGCUCUAUGAGCUACUGGACUGUGGGUGCUGUGCCAAAGGAAAGACACAUCACCAGCUACAGGUGGAAGGGCCAGGAAGCUGCAGCAAGCUAAUGACCAGUAUUUGCAAGGAACCAGAAUCCCACACUGAAAUCGUAUAAAGGCAGCAAGGGGGUGAAGACAAGGACAAGAUGGGUUUGGGUUUCAGUGCUGAACUGUGCACUACACAGCACUGAGACUAUUGCCCUAAAAACAAAACUUAAAAAACUGCCUGAGUAUAAUUAAAUUGCUCAAAGUUAAGAGGAUGCAGAGGAAACAGACACAAUAAGGUAACAUAACAAUAAAAAGGGGAGGAUUUUUCACUAAUAUGGAGUGGGUAGACCUAGUUUUAAUUUUCAGUUACCACUUGACACUCAAGGUAGGCCAUAUUUUCCACCUACUAGACGAAGCACCCUGGUAAUAGUAACAUUGUACUAUUAGGAUUAGCAACAGAGUGGCUUAAAAACAUAAUUUACAAUGAAGACUGUGUUGGUCUGUCUUUCUUUAAAAUGGAGCUUUUGUGCUUCGAGGGAAAAUAACUUUGCAUGUAAAAAAAAAAAAAAACCCACAAAAAACAAAGUCAACCUCAAAAUUUCUAUUACACAGAAAAUAUUGUGAAAUCCCUAAAAAUUCUUUCGUAGAUAAUGUCAGUCUACCCUGUGAGUGCUGCACAUACUUAAUAUCUCUGGGUGAGUUGAGAGACCUGGCAAAAUUUUGUGUACAGAUACAGAUUGAAGGACUUGGUGUUUUUGUUUCCAGAUAAGACCUGAAAACCAACAAUCAAUCCAGUCAAGCUUAUUUCAAUAUUUUUCUCUGCUACUGCUUUGGGUAAAGCCUGUAUUUCUCUGUUCUGUAGUAAAAUGUAUGCAAGUGUUGUCAACAUGUUCAGCAUUGCAACAUUAACUGACAACCUGUGACACUUAGUUGCUGCACAGUGAUGUGAUUUACUAUUUUCAUGUUGAGCACAAUGUAUGGUUUCAUAUGCCUUACCACAAAAUGCCUAAUAAAUGGUCACUCAAUUA